This is a messenger RNA of Microbotryum saponariae, 2351 nucleotides long. NCBI's taxonomy places the organism in Eukaryota, Fungi, Basidiomycota, Microbotryomycetes, Microbotryales, Microbotryaceae. The record is from the annotation of a GenBank genome assembly.
AUGCACCCCUUCCUACGCCUGGUGCUCUCCCUCCCACCACACCUCAAGCUCAUCCUCCUCCUCAUCGCCGCCUUCCUCUCCGUCCCAAUCUUGUCGUCCUUGCUGUACAUCCUCGUGGGAGCGUACGGUCUUCGAUUGAGAGCGACGAAUGAACGGAGACGGAGGAUCGCCCUAGCUACGAUAGGGAUCGUCGAUCUUGAGGUCGUGAGGAAGACGAGGAUUGUGGGGUUCUUUCAUCCUUAUUGGUAUGUCAUGUGAUUGACCAAGAAAGCACCUUCCAGGGCGUCCGGGGGCUGAUCCUUGAUUCUGCCUAUGACGUGGCCUCUCUCGUUGCGGCCCAUCAGUAAUGCCGGUGGGGGAGGCGAAAGGGUGUUAUGGACCGCAGUCGCUUGUUUACAGAGGGAGGAGCCCGACUUGAUCUGUGUGGUGUAUACGGGCGAUCUGACGGCUGAACAUGAAGAUGCUCCGACUACGGGAGCCGAGCACAAAGCAAUGCCGGAACGGGUGACCAAGGACUCGAUGAUCUCUAAAGUCAAAGUCAGUUAACAUCUCAUCGCGGUUAGGAUAUCCGACUUUGGACGCCGAAAAGUAACGUUCGUGAUGACCCUGACGCUCAUCUGUUUACCAACAGGAUCGUUUCGCGAUCGCCUUGAACCCCAAAACUCUGAUCUUUGUCCGACUCGGUUCCCGACAUUUGGUCGAGGACUCGACUUGGCCUCGCUUCACGCUCUUGGGCCAAUCCUUGGGAUCCGUUAUCCUCGCGUGGCAAGGACUAGGGACGGGUGGGUUGAUACCCGAUGUUUGGAUAGGUCAGUUCGCCGGGAAUCCGAGCCGAGUUGUUUAACCCGAGCUCACACGCGAUUUAUCCACCAGACACGAUGGGCUACGCCUUCACCUACCCUCUGAUUAGGCAUCUCGGAAGGAUACCAGUUGGGUCGUACACCCACUACCCUACGAUCAGCACCGAUAUGCUUCGACGGGUCUCGGAGCGAAAGCAAGGGCAUACGAAUACGAGCCUCGUUGCUUCCAGCGCUGUCUUGACGAACCUUAAACUUUUGUACGUUGCUACUCCCCGAGUUCCGAGGGCCCUGUUCCUCUUAUUAAUCUCCCUCAUUCUUUUUCGAUAGAUACUACGUCAUUUUCGCCGAACUUUACUCGAUCUGUCUUAGGCAGUCGACGGUGCUGAUGGUCAACUCGACCUGGACGAAGAAUCACAUCGAUCAUCUCCUGAAGCCGUUCGGGUAUCGGGACGACGUCGAGCCCGAACUGCCUCCAAACGACUCGGCUGUCGCUUCGACCACAUCGACGGGAACCGAUGCGACCACGACAAUACGAAAGCGAACAGUUCCCUCGACGAUGUCGACUUCUGUCCCUGUUCCGAAACGGUUCCGGACAAGUCGGAUCGUGUACCCACCGUGCGAUACCGUUUCCCUCUGUUCGCUACCUUUGGAACCGAGAGAACCGCACAUGAUUCUUUCCCUAGCUCAAUUCCGGUCAGUCCCCCCCCCCAUUUCACACCACGGAUAAUUCCGUCCCCUUGUGAGCCCGAUCUAAAUUCCCAACACUUUUCUCUCAUCAGACCAGAGAAAGAUCACCCCGUGCAACUCGAAACGCUCUCCCAUCUCUUCCACCUCGACCCCUCCCUUCGCUCAACCAUAAAACUCAUCAUGGCCGGUUCAGUACGCCACAGCUUCGACCAAGAACGCGUUGAAACCCUACGCGAACUCGCGAAAAAUCUCGGCGUGGAAAGGAAUGUGGAAUUCGUAGUGAAUGCUUCUUAUGAUGUGUUGAAGAGGGAUUAUUUGGCCAAGGCCGGUACGGGUUUACAUACGAUGGUCGAUGAGCAUUUUGGGAUUACGGUCGUUGAAUUCAUGGUACGUUUCUCUGACCCUUCCUUGACUUGAAUCCUUGACGUUCUAUUCACGAGGACGACGAACUAAAAUCAUUUCCCUCUCCCUCUAUGUGUGUGUGUGUGUGUGUGUGCGUGUGUGUGUGUGUGUGUGUGUGUGUGUGUGUGUGUGUGUGUGUGUGUGUGUGUGUGUGUGUGUGUGUGUGUGUGUGUGUGUGUGUGUCUCUUUCAGGCGGCCGGCCUGAUCCCGCUCGUACACGCCUCCGCCGGUCCGCUACUAGACAUCGUAACCGCCUCUCCGACCGGUCAACCAACCGGAUUCCACGCCGAAUCAGCCCCAGAAUUCGCUUCCCAAUUAUUCAAGAUCCUUUCCAUGACGGAGGAGGAGAGGAAGGGGAUGAGGGAGAGGGCUAGGGAAGGGGCGGGGAAGUUUGGGGUGGGCAAGUUCGAGGAAGAUUGGUUGGUGGGUUGGAACGAAUUGAAGGAUUCGCUUCGGAGUUGA